This is a messenger RNA of Priceomyces carsonii, 399 nucleotides long. RefSeq lists its product as uncharacterized. The record is from RefSeq and is a predicted model, not a curated record. The transcript has a single exon. NCBI's taxonomy places the organism in Eukaryota, Fungi, Ascomycota, Pichiomycetes, Serinales, Debaryomycetaceae. Bases 1 to 399 code for a protein of 132 amino acids.
AUGGCGGAUCAUAAUAACUUUAUACAAAAGGCCAAACAAAACCAACGGCAAUUGCUGCUUGGAUCAAAGGGUUUAUCUGAUGAAUUAUCAAAAUCAGUGGCAUUCUUGUUGGAGAAUAGCGAUAGUGAAUUAUGCAACAAGUAUUCGACUAUAACUCAACUUGACGGGAAAAUAAACGAUCAGCUAAGAGAUACAUUUGAUGAAUUUAGUAACUUGCUUACAGAGAAGGAAGAUCUCUCCAAGCUUAUUAACAAAAUGUUGCAGAAUUUAAAUAUCUUCGAAAGUUUCAACAAGCUACAGGGCCGCAUAGAAUCCAUAGACCAAGACUUGAGGAUAUUAGAGAAAACAUUGAGUUUAGUUCAAGAACGAAAUACGAAUGAGAGCAGUCUAGACAUGUAG